AUGAUUGAUAUUGACCAUCUAGUGACUCGUUCUCAUAAACUCAACGAUCGGGACCAUCCAGCCGAUGGCAUCGUGGCUCUAAAUGAACAACCACCGCGCUACUUUGGAAAGUCGGGCCCUACUGAUGCCGAUCCACGCAAGACUAAGAAAGAUGGAGGUGGCAAAGGUAAUUGGGGUCGCUCCGGGGAUGAAUCACAGGACUGCGGCUAUACUUUCACCAAUGCCCGGCGCCAUUCGAAUAGCAGUACUCAGGGUCUAACCGAUUUCAGAACGAAAUUUGAGACGGUCGAGCCUGAGCCUGUCUUUGAGGAGCAGCUCCACGAAAUACCUGAUGUGACCGACGUGGAUGAAAGUGUGACGAAAGUGGAGUCGACCAGCAGCAGCAACGACAGUGAAACAGACCAGGGAGGUGUCAAGUAUUAA
Messenger RNA from Penicillium longicatenatum, 423 nucleotides. RefSeq lists its product as uncharacterized. NCBI's taxonomy places the organism in Eukaryota, Fungi, Ascomycota, Eurotiomycetes, Eurotiales, Aspergillaceae. The transcript is spliced from 2 exons. The coding region runs from base 1 to 423 and encodes 140 amino acids. The record is from RefSeq and is a predicted model, not a curated record.